GGGAUGGCUGUGAAAAAGCUAGGAAGUAAGAUAGCAGUGUGGAGCUCCGAGUUUUGUGUGAACAAGGUUUAAACCUGCAGCUUACAGAUUACAGAGGUGUUAUUUCCUAUCGCGGAUGUAUUUUUUUGUCAUUCGACCUCGCGCUUUGAUUUUGUUUACAGGACAGGUGAGCUGCUGUGUUCUUCCGCUGACCAGGUUUUAGUGGAGGCGCUGAGGACGAAGGGCAAGUGGCUUUUAACGCGCGGUAUAGAUAUGUGUCGUGAUGGAAUGACGGCAGAUUAAAGCAGGUGCUGUGUGACAUGUGGUGUGUUCUCGAGUGUCACGAUGAGCAUCUCAGAGAGCAAAAGCUCCACAGGCGUGUCCUACGUACUGAAGAUUCAUGUGAGUCCGUCCCUCAGUACACGUCCAUCCUGCACAGUCAGGGUGCGAAAGGGCACCACGGCAGCCCUGGUGGUGCAGCGCAUUGCUGAGCUACUUGAACUAGACUUAUCCCGGCCGUACGAGCUGAUGGAGGUGAGGGAACACUCAGGGGACAAACACAUCCUCCGGAUGGACGACUGUCCUGUGGACUGCCUGCUGCUUUGGCCUCAGGGACAUGAGGAAAGUCAGGGUUAUUAUUUCACCUUUCAGGAGGGCAAACAGGACACAUCAGGGCAGUAUGGCACUGUGCAGGACUUUCUCACACCCCAGCGUAAAGAUGUGAAGGAUCUGUGCAGCCUCACUGUGCUUAACGAGGCCAGUAUUCUAGAAACUCUACGCUGUCGGUUCUACAAGAACCAAAUCUACACAUACGCCAGUAACAUCCUCAUCGCCAUUAAUCCCUUCAAGUUCCUCCCCAUCUACAACCCCAAAUAUCUGCAAAGGUACGAGAAUUGCAUUCUAGGGAAAGAAGAUCCUCACAUCUUCGCUAUAGCGGAUGCUGCAUUCCAUGCCAUGCUGAACAAACAGACCAAUCAGUGCAUUGUCAUCUCUGGAGAAAGUGGCUCGGGGAAAACGCAAAGCACCAACUUCCUCAUCCACUGUCUGACUGCACUGAGCCGGAAGGGGUGCACCAGUGGUGUGGAGAGGACCAUCUUAGGAGCUGGACCAGUACUUGAGGCAUUCGGGAAUGCAAAGACGACAUAUAACAACAACUCGAGUCGCUUUGGGAAGUUUAUCCAGGUGAAUUUCUUGGAAGGUGGAAUCGUUAGAGGAGCUACAAUAGAGAAGUACCUGCUGGAGAAAUGUCGUCUUGUCUCCAGGAAGAGCCGAGAAAGGAACUAUCAUGUGUUUUAUUACCUGCUUGUCGGAGCGUCUCAGGAAGAAAAAGAAGAGUUCAAACUGUUAGAACCUGAAAAUUAUCACUACCUCAAACAGGAUCAGGCUGAUGUGGAUGAUGCAGCGGAGAUUCGAUAUGAGUUUAAGAGACUUCAGCAGGCAAUGGAGAUGGUUGGUUUCCUGCCUGCUACCAAGAAACAAAUAUUCUCUGUGCUUUCCGCUAUUCUGUAUCUGGGAAAUGUGACAUAUGAGAUGAGAGCAGAUGGAGAUGGAGUGACCGUGGGACCCGCACCCGUCCUCAAAACUCUGUCUGAACUGCUCAAGGUGAGAGAGGAUCUGCUAAUCAAGGCUCUGACUCAGAGGAAAGCUCAGACGGUGAACGACGUGCUCAUGCUGCGCUACAGCCUCAAUGAGGCAAUCACGGCGCGAGACUCGAUGGCUAAAUCUCUGUACAGCUCACUGUUUGACUGGAUCGUCCUCCGCAUCAACCACGCUCUCCUCAACAAGAGAGACAUGGAGGAGGCUGUCCCGUGUCUCUCUAUCGGUGUGUUGGACAUUUUCGGGUUUGAGGAUUUUACAACCAACAGCUUUGAGCAGUUCUGCAUUAACUACGCUAACGAACAGUUACAGAAUUACUUUAACCAGCACAUCUUCCUCCUGGAGCAGGAGGAGUAUGUUUCGGAGGGAAUAAGCUGGACCUCAGUGAGCUACACAGAUAAUGUUGGCUGCAUUAAUCUGAUCAGUCAGAAGCCCAUGGGUCUGUUGUACCUGCUGGACGAGGAGAGCAGUUUACCUCAUGCGACUGACAACAGGCUGUUGGAGAAGUUUAAGCGGCAACAUCAGGAGAACCCUUUCUUUGUUCCUACACCAGUUCUAGAGCCCGCCUUCGUCAUCCAACACUACGCUGGCAACGUCAAAUACCAAAUAAAGGAUUUCAGAGUGAAAAACACGGACCACAUGAGGCCCGAUAUCGUCGCUCUCCUUCGCAGUAGUGAACGAGGCUAUCUGAGACAGUUAAUUGGCUUAGACCCAGUCGCAGUGUUCAGGUGGGGGAUCCUCCGUGCCAUCAUACGCGCAGUGUACGCCAUUAAAGGGGCGAGGCGACACUCGGCCACUGAACAUCCAGCGACAGUAAGGCGAUACUCACGUGACUCGCUGAAGGAAAUGAAGAGACCGAGCUCCACCAUUGGCCGACUAAUGAGUCAGCGUUCUCUCAUCGAGUUCUCCUUUGACCGUUCCGAGGAGAACCCUCUCGAAAUGUUGGAGGACGUUUUUGCCACAUUUGAGAAUAAAAAGGAAUUGCAUGCCAAAAUCCUCCACACUGUAAUGCGAUUAGGUGGUGAAGUUCCUCAAAAGUUUCGUCUCUCCACCGUUUCUGUGAGGAAAUUACAACAGUUUUCUCUGAAGAGCCGGUCUGGUCGUCACAAACAGAUCAUUCCCAAGAACCUUUUAGACUGUCGCUGUCUGAAGCUCAUCAUGGAUUUGAAUCUUCACAACAGUGACACUCGCGCUUUACUCCACCUGCACAAGAAGAAGAAACCUCCCAGCAUCAGUAGCCAGUACCAGAUGUCUCUGGUGAAGCUCUUGGAGACACUGAGGAGAGCUGAGCCAUUCUUCGUACGCUGUAUCAGGUCCAAUACUGAGAAGAGGGAAAUGCAAUUUGAUGAUGAUCUCGUCCUUCGGCAGCUGAGGUACACUGGCAUGUUGGAGACGGUCCGCAUUAAGAGAUCAGGUUAUGGAGCCAAGUACACUUUUAAGGAGUUCAGGGAUGAAUUCAGGAUCCUGCUGCCAAGACAGUCGUCUUCUCUUCAGCAGGAUAUCAAGAACCUUCUGUUCAAAAUCACAGUGGACAAGAACAACUUCCAGAUCGGCAAGACCAAGGUAUUUUUAAAGGAGAUGGAGAGACAGAAGCUCCAGGACACACUGCGUAAGGAAGUGAUGCAGAGAAUCCUCCUGCUGCAGCGCUGGUUUCGGGCAUGUCUCACACGCAAACACUUCCUGAUGAAGAAGAGAGCCAUCAUCACUGUACAGAGGUCAUGGCGAGGUUAUCAAGUGUCUACCCAGUGCAGAGCGGCCAUGGUGAUCCAGAAAGCCUGGAGAGAAUCCCGUGAGAGAGCCGAGUAUCUGCGCCAGAGAGAGAGCCUGAAGAACCUGCAGCAGCUGAAACAGAGCUCAGAGAACCGCAGGUGUCUGCAGGAGGAGCAAGUGAGUAGGGCAGAAUGUGUUAAGGGCACUUCAGGAAGUGAGGAUAGCAAGAAUGAGACGGCGCUGCCACGCCCUGAUGGUAAAAUAAAGCCACUGCCACCAAUACCGACCCAAACGUCAGCAGAGAACGAGCAUGUGAAGAACCUCAGAAAUGCGCACCAGCAGAACCGAGGCAGCGUCCCGGAGCAGAGAGAGAGACGAGAGAACGAGGAGACAGACAGAGACACGUCGGUACUUGCAGCUCCGCUCCAACCUGACUCUCUCACUGAUCCAAAAUCAGAUGACGGUCUCGGCAUGUUGACACUGCAGCGCUCCAAACCAGCCAACAUGAAGGAGAAAGUGGAGAAGUGGAGAGAGCGAAGGAGUGACAUUGUGGUUUCAGACAGAACCCACCACGAGAACCACAUGAUUUGCAGUUUAAAGGCUCGAGGACUCUCAAUGUCCCUGGAUAAUUUGUCCAAACUGAGCUCAUCUGAAUCGGACAGUACAUCUCCAUCCAACACUGAGGUGACGCUGCGUAGACGUAGGCGCUCAAGACACAAGCGCCGAUUGGCUCACGCUCGCAGCGGCCUCAUGCUGAAAGGCACAGAGGAGUGUGAGGAUUACUGGAUUUUCCCACUUCCUCCCUUCAGCCCGGAAAACUCGUUUCGGUCCAGUGCCCCUGUGGUGCUCGAGAAAACCCAGCUGCCUGAUGGAUCAAAAUUGAGUGUGAUGCAGAGCCCAAGUGAAGCCAUACACUCACAGCAAUCCGCUCCAGAAAAAGGAGGAUUUUUUGGUCGGUAUUUCCCUCUGGGUAACAAGAAACGUCUCACUCCACAAGACGGAAAUGUGACGAUGGCCAGGACACUCGCUGAGAGAGAAGAGCACUUUAAGAGGUCGAACAGUAACUCCCCCACAUCGGCAUAUCCAUCCUCACUGGCCAAGCGUAAACGUCAGAGUAUUAAGAUCAGCCGUGGAACACGAGUAAGGGAGCAGAGUAACGCCUCACUCAACCGCCAGAUCACCGACGCUACAGAACUGCGCCAUCUCGACGAGUUCCUAGGAAAUCAGAUGAAUGAUCUACAGUCCAGGGCUAAGUCUCUAUCAGAGACGGAGGUGAUUUUCUUCACGGCCACGACGCAGUUCAGAGACACAAUUAAAAGCAUGUACUCACUCUCGAACCCUCAGAUCAGUUACAAAGGCCUGCUGCAGGGAUAUAAAACUAAAGUGGCAAGUUUAGCUUCACAGAAGAAGAAGGAUGAGGUGCCACUGGUGGUGAAUUUAUUCCAGUCGGUGCUGGACGGUUUUAUCAGAGCCGAGAUUAAACGAGUGUCAUCAGAGUCUGACCUCACCAAGCCCACAAAAAAGAUGAAGAGGAUGCGAGAGAAUGAUAAGUGUCCUGACAGCCCCCUGGAUCACUCGUUCUGUACAUACCAAGUUAACAUCAUUCAGUCAUGUGACAUGUGCGGCUCGUUCAUCUGGGGCAUGGAGAAAGCCUGCAUGUGCAGUGUGUGUAAGAUGGUGUGUCACAGGAAGUGUAUGAUUAAGAUAAUAACCCACUGCUCCAAGCAUGUGGAUAAGAAGACUGAAGCAGGUAAAGUCACUCUGUACUUCGGCGUGCACUUGCCCACUCUGACCAGCAGGGCAGAGCCAGUGCCCUGUGUGUUGGAGAGGAUGUUGGAGCAUGUGGAGAUGAACGGACUCUACACUGAGGGAAUUUACCGCAAAUCAGGCUCCACCCUCAAAGCUAAAGAGCUCCAUCAGCUGCUGGCCACGAGUCCUCAGAGUACCAGUCUGGAUAAUUAUCAGAUCCACACAGUUACAGGUCUGAUUAAGUGCUGGUUACGGGAGUUACCUGACCCUCUGAUGACCUUUAACCUCUACAACGACUUCCUGUACGCCGCCGAUGUGCCAGAGAAAUCGGAGAGGCUGCGAGCUAUUUACAGGAAGAUAGAGGAACUUCCUGCUCCAAACUACACCACGCUGGAACGCCUUAUCUUUCACCUAGUAAAAGUGGCGAAAGAGGAGGCUCAUAACCGGAUGUCUGCUAAUGCUCUGGCCAUCGUGUUUGCUCCAUGUGUCCUGCGCUGUCCUGACGUCUCCGACCCACUGCUCAGCGUGAGAGACCUGCCCAAGACCACAUUGUGUUUGGAGGUUUUGAUCCUGGAACAGAUGAAGAGAUUUGAUGAGAAGAUGAAGGAGAUACAGCAGCUGGAACAUGCCGAGGCUCUUGCAGUUAAACAGCUCACACUGCGCAGACAGAACACGGUCCUGGAGAACCCGAGGGGGAAAGCGGACAUGUCUCAGAUGGGCAGAUCAGAUUCGGACAUGGAGAACACGCUGCUUGAGAGGAUCCGAUCUAUAAAGCAUGAGAAGAGUAAACUGGCCUACAGGCUGCCGGACCUGGACAGCUCUGAUAACGAGAACCUGGACUGUGAGAGCACAGUGAGCUUGGAGAGUCCCCUCGAGGACAAAAUCACUCACCUGGACCUGAAAGGUCAGCGAAGUGCGAUGGAGCCGCUAAAGCUUGCAGAAGAGAAAACUCCAUGUGAUCUCAGAACUCAGAGACGAGGCGGCGCUCAGUCCACGUGUGUUGUCCAAGAUGGCCGCCGAGAUUUAAAACCGAGCAGACGGUUCAUUGACCUCGACAUCCCCUUUAUAGAUGACGACGUUUAGCAUCUGAACAUUCAGGCGUGUAGCGUUAGUCACUGUACCAACAUGUGCAAUAUUGUUAGCAUGGAUUGUUUACAGAUGAGAGUUUGCCAAAAGUGCAUAGAUAACAAUUUUCUUUAUACUCAUUUACAGUCAUCAGUCAUAUCUGUGUGCAGAUUUUGCCAGAAGUUAUUGCCUUGGUUACGUUUAGCUAAUUAACAGUGCACGACCUGGCUGGUGUGGAGAGCAUGGUGGUUCCCCUGACAAGCUAGCUGGCAUUAUAGUAGGAGCUAAAUAUUUAGCUAGCUAACUGUUUAAAAAAAUAAUAAUAAUAAUUAUGUAUUCAAUUAUAGCUAGGUGUAAUGUUGUCACUGGAAGAGCUAAAGUUGCUGAAUAAUUAGCAUUGUUAUUAGAAUCAGUGUACAAAAUAAAAAUAACAGCGCGGAAACUCAACAGUGUAACUCGAAUGCAGUUCUCAAAGAUCACAUUGGACUUUUACAACAUGACCUAAUGAAGAACCCUACUGACAUUGUGUGCUUAAUGCUAGCUAACAUUAGUUAGUUAGUUAGCUGAAUUCCAAAAGAGAUGCAGCUAAAACUGUUCAGUAAACACAGUUACAGACGAGCAUGGACAUUUUAAAUACAAAACCAUGAUCAUAUCAUAAACGCUUAUCGGUGAAUAUCACGGAAGUGUAAUAGUGGCGUGUUCUUAGCACGCUAUGGCUAAUCAGUAAGAGAAGAGUUAACUCAUGCUAGUAGUAAAGUUUCGGAAUUUUAAAAAUACUUGAUGUUGCGAUAGAUUACGAAAUUCCUACAGAACCCUGCUAACGUCCUUAUGUGAUAAACAAUAAUAAUAAUAAUAAUAAUAAUAAUAAUAACAGGAUUUUUAACAUGAGGGAACCAAAUCAUCUAGUUGUAGCCACGUCUUAAUAAAGCGUGACCACUGUGGGGCUGGAGCGUAUAUACGGGGUUUUAUGGUAAAUACCAGCCACUCGGUGGGGAAACGCUGACACUCGCCUGUUUCUGACAUACACCUUAAAGGUUUACGUUCUACAUUUGAUUUUUAAUGGCGUAAUUUUUAUCAGGAAUACAGUAUUCAUUUUGCACAAAUGAAUCCAGUACACAUCCAGUACAGCGACUCCCAAGCUAGGGGAAAUGUACUGGGAUUCAGACAAGCCGCAUUUACAUGGAUAGUGUACGUGAUAUUUUAGCCCUUUUGACUCUCCUGAGACGCUCCAGUAGCGCUGUGUCUCAAAGCUCACACUUACAUACUAUUGUAGAGCGUUGUUGAGCACUAACACUAACCGGGUUUCCUGUUGCAGUUAGUGUUUGAGUUUUAAAAUAUCUCUCUUUCACACACACACAUACAUGUCGCCUUCAAACCUACUGAAAGCUCUGUUUUGUGUACCAGCCUUCUGGAUUUUCUACAUUAGUAAAUAUAUUUGAAUGCAACAGUUUCUGAUUCGAGACAAAGCUCAUGACAACAAUCACGAAGAUGGCGGAAGGUUUUAAAGAGAAGCACGGAGCUCGUCAGUGGGUUUAACAUCGCUGUGCAGGAAAUCACUUUUUACAGUUCGAUUCAGAAACCUGAUGUACAGGGAUGUUUUGGAUCUGACAUGCAGUCGAGUGGACGUGGUUUUUCAAUGUUCUGGAUAAGAUACGCAGCGAGUGUGUGACUGAUGCCAUCGCAUUACCGCUGCUUUUACCCGCGCACGCUGAAUCAUGCGCCAAGUAUAAACCAGGCUCCAGGUUACCUCUGCAUGGUAAACCCGGCUGGUUUUUACCGUAAAACCCCGUAUAUAUACAAACUCCAGCUCCACAGCAUUCACGCUUCUUUAAUACAUGGCUAUAACUGAAUGAUCUCGUUUCCUCCUGUUAAUAAAUCCUGUUAUUUUUAUUAUGUAAUGACGUCACCAGUAAGGCAACCUCUUUUUUUUAUUUUAUUUUAUUUUAUUUUUUUAUAUUUUUAACACUGUCUUUUUUACAGAUUAGUAAACUAACCCACACUGGAUUUUAUAUAUAACGUGUUCCACAGAUGAACGCUAAUAUGAAUUUAUUAAUGAGGAGAGAAGGAUUUAAUGAAACGCUUCACAAGAGUAUAUACACAGAAUGUUCACGUGUGUCGUCAUUAUACAACACAACAAGGUCCUGUGCGUAUAAAUAUCGCGGUCAUCAUCUGUUCUCCAACAAUAACGCCAUGUGUUAGUGUCCUCAGCAACCGUGUGUAAAUUCUCUCUCUCUCUCUCUCUCUCUCUCUCUCGGAAACAUAUAUGUUAUGGAAAAUAAAACUCAAUACCAUCAGAAUCAUUUCAAACAAAUAUCUUUAUUCGAGUGUUUAAUUUAGAUUUAUUUAAUUUGUUAACAUCACCGUGUUAGGAAAUGCUGCCUGCUGUACAGGUUACGUUUAAAACCGAUAAAGAAAUGAUAAUGAGUUUCUAUAUUUACAUGUUUUCAUUUAAAAAAAAAAGCUUUUAUAUACACAGGUAAACAAAAAAGUGCAUUUGAGCAUUCUUUAUAGUAUUUUGUUUGGUCAGUUCUAAGUCACUUUUUAUAGAAAUUACAGCUUUCACAGGAAAUAAAACUAACAUUUGCAAUAUAACUAACUUUUAAAAUGUAAAAUAAUCGUUAACUUGAUUAAAAACACUCACUAUUUGAUGA
Messenger RNA from Pangasianodon hypophthalmus (striped catfish), 8750 nucleotides. RefSeq names its product myosin IXb (gene myo9b). Gene Ontology annotation, cellular component: myosin complex. Bases 325 to 6117 code for a protein of 1930 amino acids. The record is from RefSeq and is a predicted model, not a curated record. The transcript has 42 exons. NCBI's taxonomy places the organism in Eukaryota, Metazoa, Chordata, Actinopteri, Siluriformes, Pangasiidae. Gene Ontology annotation, molecular function: ATP binding; protein binding; microfilament motor activity. Gene Ontology annotation, biological process: intracellular signal transduction.